AUGAGCUUGAUUUCUCAGAAUGCGGGUUCUAGGAACCGAGCUAAGACCGCUAGAGAGACGGCAGACGAGCCUGCCUUUAUGGGAGGUGGUGGUGGUGGUGAAGAUGGUGAUCUCAAAAUGAAAAAAUCUGAGUUGGGGUUGUCUGCUGCAAAGAGAAGAAGGAAAGAAAAGGACGAGCAAACAGCAGUUGAGGAUGUGAAGGAAAUGAAGAAGCUCGAGAAUUUCCUGUUUGGAUCAUUAUAUUCCCCUGUGGAAUUUGGAAAAGAUGAAGAAGAGCAAGUUGCCGCGGACAACGAGGGUUUACCUUUGUUCUUUGUUGACCGUUCAGCAAACAAUGGGAUGCAAGCUCAGUUCUCAGACGAGAGUGAAGACGAAGGAGAAGAAGCCGAUGAACGGAAGCCUGUGUGGGUCGAUGAGGAGGAGGAAGCCACGAGCAUCAACAUUGCUAAAGUUAGCCGAUUGAGGAAGCUGAGGAAAGAGGAGGAAGAGAGCCUGAUUUCUGGUUCGGAAUAUGUCUCAAGGCUGAGAACUCAACAUUCUAAGAUGAACCCAGGCACUGAAUGGGCACGGCUCGAGAGAGCUGAUAGCAGACUUCAUAGCGAUGAAUCUUCAGAUGAAGAGGACAUUCUUAGGACAAACGAAGAUCUCGUGGUGAAGAGCACAUCAAAACUGCAGCCCGGCAUUCUUAGCUGCUCUAGACUUGUGGAUGCCAAUGCUCAAGAGCCUUCUAAUGGUCCAAUAAACUCGGUUGAGUUCCAUCGCAACGGUCAGCUGCUGCUCUCAGCUGGACUGGACAAGAGGAUUCGGUUCUUCCAGAUCGAUGGCAAACGUAACACCAAGAUACAAAGUGUAUUUGUCGAUGACUGUCCAAUCCGGAAGGCGUCCUUUUUACCGGAUGGUUCACAGGUCAUUAUAUCAGGGAGAAGGAAGUUCUUCUACAGCUUUGAUUUAGUGAAAGCAAAAGUCGAUAAGAUAGGUCCACUUGUUGGCAGGGAAGAGAAAAGCCUGGAGAAUUUCGAGGUUUCUCCCGAUUCAAAGACGAUUGCUUUUGUGGGCAACGAGGGUUACAUAUUGUUGGUCUCUUCAAAAAGUAAGGAGCUCAUUGGUACUGUUAAGAUGAACGGCACAGCUCGCUCCAUAGCUUUUGCUGGUGACGGCCAGCAGCUGAUUACCCAUGGUGGUGAUGGUCAGGUGUAUCACUGGGAUUUGAGGACAAGGACUUGCAUACACAAGGCAGUUGAUGAAGGUUGCAUUAAUGGCACUGCGCUAAGUUGUUCACCACUGGGGAACUUUUUUGCAGCAGGUUCAGACAGCGGGAUUGUGAAUGUUUACAACAGGGAGGAGUUUUUGGGCGGGAAGAGGAGGCCGGUGAAGACCAUUGAGAAUUUGACAACGAAAGUGGAUUUUAUGAAGUUCAACAGUGAUGCCCAGAUACUAGCGAUAUGUUCGACGAUGGGGAAGAAUGGGAUGAAGUUGAUACAUGUUCCAUCGUUCACCGCAUUCUCUAACUGGCCACCACUAAACACGACGCUGCACUACCCUCGGUGUUUGGAUUUCAGUCCCGGUGGAGGUUUCAUGGCCGUGGGAAAUGCUUCUGGUAAAGUAUUGCUGUACAAGUUGCAUCACUACCAUCACGCAUGA
Linum tenue is the source of this 1641-nucleotide messenger RNA. Lineage: Eukaryota; Viridiplantae; Streptophyta; Magnoliopsida; Malpighiales; Linaceae. The record is from the annotation of a GenBank genome assembly.